Kogia breviceps (pygmy sperm whale) is the source of this 1760-nucleotide messenger RNA. It is a transcript of the gene HEYL, whose product is annotated as hes related family bHLH transcription factor with YRPW motif like. The record is from RefSeq and is a predicted model, not a curated record. Gene Ontology annotation, biological process: anterior/posterior pattern specification; regulation of neurogenesis; circulatory system development. Gene Ontology annotation, cellular component: nucleus. NCBI's taxonomy places the organism in Eukaryota, Metazoa, Chordata, Mammalia, Artiodactyla, Physeteridae. Gene Ontology annotation, molecular function: DNA-binding transcription factor activity, RNA polymerase II-specific; protein dimerization activity; RNA polymerase II cis-regulatory region sequence-specific DNA binding.
GCAGGAAGCUCUGUGCAGGGGAGGACUUGGCCCGGGGAGAAAUGAGCCCCCGGGGAGAAGGGGAGAGAAGGCGUCCCCGCCCACGCCUGCCCUGUGCCUCUUCCCGGCCUGGGAGACCUCGGCCGCCUGGGAGGGGUCAGUGCCCUCCCACAGCCGGCCUCCGAGGUCAGCCCAGGCCAGGGAGAUGGUCUUCUGCAAAAUCAGCCUUUCUUUUCCUCUCCAGCCAGAUGGCCCGGCCGCUGUCCACCCCCAGCCCUUCACAAAUGCAAGCCAGGAAGAAACGCAGAGGGAUCAUAGAGAAACGGCGCCGGGACCGCAUCAACAGCAGCCUUUCUGAACUGCGGCGCUUGGUCCCCACUGCCUUUGAGAAGCAGGGCUCCUCCAAGCUGGAGAAAGCCGAGGUCCUGCAGAUGACAGUAGAUCAUUUGAAAAUGCUCCACGCCACUGGUGGGACAGGAUUCUUUGAUGCUCGAGCCCUGGCAGUCGACUUCCGGAGCAUCGGUUUUCGGGAGUGCCUUACUGAGGUCGUCAGGUACCUGGGGGUCCUGGAAGGGCCCAGCAGCCGUGCAGACCCGGUGCGGAUUCGCCUUCUCUCCCACCUCAACAGCUAUGCAGCCGAGAUGGAACCUUCACCCACGCCCGCUGGGCCCCUGGCCUUUCCUGCCUGGCCCUGGUCCUUCUUCCAUAGCUGUCCAGGGCUAUCUGCCCCGAGCAGCCAGCUCGCCAUCCUAGGAAGAGUGCCCGACCCCAUCCUCCCUAGCACCUCCUCUCUGGCUUACCCCAUCCCAGCCUUCAGAACCACUCCCUUGCGCAGAGCCACUGGCACCAUCCUGCCAGCCCGGAGGAAUUUGCUGCCCAGUCGAGGGGCCUCUUCUACCCGGAGGGCCCGACCCCCGGAGAGGCCAGCUGCACCCCUGCCCCCCAGUGGCAGGGCUGCCGGGAGCAGCCACAUGGCACCCCUCCUGCGAUCUUCUUCCCCCGCCCCUCCUGGCAUUGUGGGGUCUCCUGCUUAUGUGGCUGUUCCUGGGUCUUCCCGGGGGGCAGCUGGGAGGCCAGCAGGAGCUGUGCUCUGCCACUCUUGGGUCUCUGAAAUCACUGAAGUCGGGGCUUUCUGAGCUGGCUUUGCCCCCCAGGAAUGAGGAGAGUUAUUUUUCCAGGAGCUCUACAAAUGGUGUUGCCUUUUCUGCUCUGCUUUCUGGACUGGUUCAUAUAUGAAGGUGUCUUCUUCACCCAGCAGAGGCCCCCUUCUCCUUGGGCCCCUCUCCCCUCCUCACUGCUUGUCCCAGCUUCUCCUGGGGCUGUUCUGAUCUCAGAAGCUUGGUCUCAUUAUUUUCCCUGGAGAGAUGAGUCCCAGGAGAGUCCCCCAAGAGCUGUACCCAGACCCCUCUCCUGCUCCAGGACACAUGGGCAGUAGGCAUUAAUCUCAGGUUGGGGAACAACGCUUUAACCCAAAAGGCACAAUGAUCUAAGGCACGCUGCUCCCCUAGAGAUCAGACCCCAGCCAAGAGCAGUGACUGCCUGGCUGCAGCCUUCCCAGGCCUCCAGGGGCCGGAACAUAGUGUCUGUCUCACUUCCUGAGGCAGUAACCACACGGGGCCACAAAGAGGUCUCCUGGGAACCCUGUCUGCCCCAGCCCACCUGUCUCCCGCCCACUGCAGUGAACCCGGAACAGACCUGCUGUCCACCACGGCCAAGGCUGGGGACUGGGAGCCCAGCAGGGCCCGUUCCCGCCCUCUUGCCAGCUGCCGACACCAACCCUC